GCCCCUCCGGACUUGUGCUCGGGGGCGUCCUUCAAAAGUAGUUGACGGGCCCAGGGGCUGACUUCCUUUGUCCUCUGGACAGUUAAGCUUGGUGGACGGUCAGGUUUCCCCAUGCUGCCCCGCAGACAAAGGCUAGAGCGGUCACAUUUUGAGAGGGUGCUAGGACGACUGGGAUACGCCUGGUUGAACGCUGGGCCGCAUAGAUGCUGGAGCCCCAGGUUGAGCUGGGGGUUCAACUCUUCCUAACCUCAGAUUAGAAGUGAGCGUAGGGGUACUCAAAACCUAGGCUGACAACCCCAAGGUCUGCUAAUGCGAGUUGUACUAACCCUGAGCUUACAUUGUAGACAAACUCUGACGCCGUUGUCUUCUACCCACCCCCUCAAAAAACACAUUCAGGAGAAAGACAUAGUAUUGUUAGCUAUGUCUUUUUUUCCUGAUUUUCCUCCUGCUUUCCCCCUCCCUUUGCUUUAGGGAGAAUGUAAGGACUGUGGGGGCGAUGGUGGAGGAAAGGCUAAUUUCUGAAUUUAUAAUAUGCCAGUAGCCUAUCUAUAUUGACAGCUGGAUGUGUGUGCAUUUCCCACAGCCACCUAGGGAGAUGGGAUUUUUCCAGUGAUGAGCUGCCAAAAUCUUAACAACAAGGGGGUUGUUGCCCACCCCCGGCCCCUAGGACCCCUGUCCCAUCCACCUCCCUCCUCUGUCCCCUGACUGCCCCCAGAACUGGGCAGGAGGGUCUCAUGGGCCACCGUAGUGGGUGCCCACCCCACCCCUAAGAGCCAGAGGUACCUGCCAGGGGGUGAGGUGGGGAGUCCCGGCGGUGCUUACCUGGGGCAGCUCCCAGGAAGCAUCUGGCAGGUCCCUCUGGCUCAUAGGGGUGGGAGAACGUAGCUAGGGGGGGAGCAGGGGGAGCAGUCGCUCCCCCACUGAUCACAUCAAAAGUGGCACCUUAGGCACUGACUCCCUGGGUGCACUGGGGCUGAAGCACCCACGGGGAAAAUUGGUGGGUGCAGAGCAUCCACUGGCAGCUCCCCACCCUGUGCCCGGCCCCAGCUCACCUCACCUCCGCUCCACCUCCUCCCUUCAGCUGAUUCGCUGCACCCACCAAAUUUUCCCCUUGGGUGCUCCAGCCCCGGUGCACCCAGGCUGGAACACCCAUGGAGUCGGUGCUUAAGGUGCCACUUUUGACCGGUUAAAUUUAGAAGCCCUUUUAGAACCAGUUGUCCCUCGCAGAACAGCCAGUUCUAAAAGGGCUUCUAAAUUUAACAACUGGUUCUAACAAACCGAUGCGAACCGGCUCCAGCUCACCACUGGAUAUUUCUCUGUGAAAGUACCAAUAUGCACUGGUGAAAACCCAAUGGGCAUAUACACAAAGGUCUUGACAUCUUGGACCAAGGUGCAUAGCAUGUCACAAUAUAAUCAAAAAAUGAAAACAAACAAAUGGGAAGAUGAAACUACUAUGUUACUUGUUGUGACACUGUUGAACCUUUAUGCCAGGGAACAGAGGCUGAAGGGAUAGAUUUCCCCCAGCUUUUCAUAUUCCUUGCCAGCACUUGAUCAUUGCAAGAAUGGCACAAAGGGAGACAGGAUACUUCUCUAGGUGCAAGUGAAGCAGCUCAGGUUAAAUUCCAAACUGGGAAAAUAAAGCUAAAAGCAAUUUAGCUAGAUAGAGAAUUGCAGUGCAAGGUAGAUAUCAAGAAAUAACUUUGUACUUCUGCAGUGCCUUUCAUCUAGGGAUCUCAAAGUGCUUUACAAACACCACUUUAAUUUCAAAGCAUCCCUAUCUUUUAUAUUUCCCUAUUUUUAGAGGUUGGGAAGGUAAAUGUACCUUCUCAGCAGAGAUCCAUCAAGCUUGUGUUGAUCUCUGAAUUUCUAUUUUGAAGUUAAAACUAGGAGAAGGGUAAAAAGUUAUUUUCUUAUCAACUGGAAGUGACAGUUUCAGCUGAUGCAUCAGAAUGGGACUUCAGAAGGUCUGAGGGUUAUUAAGUUUCACUGCUUUUGUUACCAUAAAUGGUCAUCAUUGGUCUUGUGGAACUGACCAUCAUAUGCUGCUUAAUCUGUCUGGCACUCAGUGUCUCCUCUGUACUACUCUUCAAAAACAAAAAAACCCACUUUCCUCAUUUGCCUAAAUUACAAAUCUUUAGUGCUGCAAAUUUUAGUUUGCAGAAGCGUGACACUGAAUUUACCAAUGGGGGACGUGUGCAGUCCAGGAAUCAGUUAGUGAAGCAGUAUGAUAUGGCUUAGUGCAUGCAGAUUUUCACUUGGAUUUUGGAAAAAUCACAGGCUGUGUCUGAGAGAUUUGGCAGUUCAGCAUCCGGAACGCUGCUGUGGACCACAAGAGUGCAUUGUGGGUCGUUAACCAAGUUGGCUUAUUAUUCAACUGUGCAGCAUAAAGUAGCAAGAGUGAGAUCUUUUGAUCAUUCUGGAAAGGACAUAGAACAUGAAUCUCCAUAUGAAAUUACAGUUCAAGAGGAAAUCACGGCUCGACUGCACUUCAUUAAAUUUGAGAACACUUACAUUGAAACCUGCUUAGAUUUCAUUAAAGACCAUCUUGUCAACACAGAAACUAAAGUGCUCAAAGCCACAGGGGGUGGUGCCUACAAAUUCAAAGACCUCAUUGAGAAGAAACUAGGACUGAAGGUGGAUAAAGAAGAUGUAAUGACUUGCCUAAUUAAAGGGUGUAACUUUGUGUUAAAAAAUAUACCCCAUGAGGUGUUUGCAUACCAGAAAGAUUCAGAUACGGAAUUCCGAUUUCAGACAAAUCAUCCAAAUAUUUUCCCUUAUUUGCUAGUCAAUAUUGGCUCUGGGGUUUCUAUAGUGAAGGUGGAAACAGAGGACAAAUUUGAAUGGAUUGGAGGGAGUUCAAUCGGAGGGGGAACCUUCUGGGGUCUAGGAGCUUUACUCACAAAAACAAAGAAAUUUGAUGAAUUGCUGCAGCUUGCUUCAAAGGGACAGCAUACAAAUGUCGACAUGCUGGUGAAAGAUGUGUAUGGUGGGGCCUACCAGACACUGGGGUUAAGUGGAAAUCUAAUAGCCAGCAGCUUUGGGAAAUCUGCCACAGCAGAUAAAGAAUUUUCUAAAGAUGAUAUGGCAAAGAGUUUACUGCACAUGAUCAGUAAUGACAUUGGACAGCUUGCCUGCCUCUAUGCUAAACUCCAUAACCUACACAAAAUUUACUUCGGAGGAUUCUUCAUUCGGGGUCACCCAGUCACUAUGCGCACAAUCACCUACAGUAUUAACUUCUUCUCCAAGGGAGAGGUUCAGGCAUUGUUCCUGAGACAUGAAGGCUACCUGGGAGCCAUUGGGGCAUUUUUAAAAGGAGCUGAACAAGACAAUCCCAACCAGUACAGUUGGGGAGAGAAUUAUGCUGGGAGUUCUGGCCUUAUGAGCACUUCACCCGAUCUCUGCCCCAUGCAACGUGCAAGGAGUGGAACGUUUGACAUGUUCGAAAUGGAUCGGUUGGAGCGACCGCUUGUUAACCUACCCUUGCUAAAGGACCCAUCCACAUACAUCCCUGACACUGUUGACCUCACUGAUGAUGCCAUGGCCAGGAAAUACUGGCUCACUUGCUUUGAGGAGGCUUUGGAUGGGGUAGUGAAUCGUGCUAUGAUCAGUCAGCCAGACUCUAUGGAUGCAGCUGAGCGAGCUGAAAAGUUCCGACAGAAGUAUUGGAAUAAGCUUCAGACACUCAGACAGCAGCCUUUUGCCUACGGCACCUUAACAGUUAGAAGUUUGUUGGAUACGCGGGAACAUUGUCUAAAUGAAUUCAACUUUCCAGAUCCCUAUUCAAAGGUAAAGCAGAAAGAAAAUGGCAUAGCGUUAAAAUGUUUUCCAAGCGUAAUCGAAUCUUUGGAUUCAUUAGGCUGGGAGGAGAGGCAGUUUGCUCUGGUGAAAGGACUUCUUGCGGGGAAUGUCUUUGACUGGGGAGCAAAAGCAGUCUCAGACGUUUUGGAAUCUGAGCCACAAUUUGGAUUUGAAGAAGCCAAGGAAAAAUUGCAAGAGCGCCCGUGGCUAGAAGAUUCCUACAGUGAGUGGAUACAACGACUAAAGGAAGGUCCCCCUCAUAAAUGUGCCUUAAUUUUCGCAGAUAACAGUGGAAUAGACAUCAUUUUAGGAGUCUUCCCCUUUGUCAGAGAGCUACUCUCUAGAGGUACAGAGGUUAUAUUGGCUUGUAACUCUGGCCCUGCACUAAACGAUGUUACCUACAGUGAAUCCUUGAUUGUCGCUGAGCGGAUAGCAGCAAUGGAUCCCAUUAUACAAUCUGCACUGACGGAAGAGAGGUUGCUGUUGGUACAAACAGGCUCCAGUUCCCCAUGUUUAGAUCUGAGCCGGCUGGACAAAGGCCUGGCCCUGCUGGUCAGGGAGCGGAGGACUGACUUGGUUAUAAUUGAAGGGAUGGGCCGCGCUAUCCAUACGAAUUACUAUGCAGCUCUGCAGUGUGAGAGCCUCAAACUUGCAGUCAUCAAAAACUCAUGGUUGGCUGAUCGGCUGGGCGGAAAAAUCUUCAGUGUCAUCUUUAAGUAUGAAGUGCCACGCAAGUGACUGGGGUGGAGGCCUGAAGUGUGGCAGCAAUGGACUUGCACUAGUUUUACUUUAAUUGUAAAGAAUGUAUUUUUAUUACGACAGGGAAAAUGAAUUCACAUGAAAUUCCAUAUUUAUACUGUGCUUUGUGACUUAAAGCAACAAUAUUCAUUAUAUAAAAAAUACACCCAAAAUAUAUAUGUAUAUCACUCACUGUUUAUUUUGGUAAGUGUUUAUUUUAAUGCUGCAGUAUUUGUGAUGGAAAGACUUUAUUUUUUUGUUCUGUGAGACAUUCAUAUAGAAAUAUAUUUAAAUGUCAAUGAACUCUUUUUAUAUAUCUCUGCUUACUAUGCCAGCAGUGACUUGGCACAUACCAAAUAGAGUUUUUAAAGUGCUGAAAGCGUUUGACUUUG
This is a messenger RNA of Caretta caretta (loggerhead turtle), 4928 nucleotides long. RefSeq names its product pantothenate kinase 4 (inactive) (gene PANK4). The record is from RefSeq and is a predicted model, not a curated record. Gene Ontology annotation, molecular function: pantothenate kinase activity; ATP binding. NCBI's taxonomy places the organism in Eukaryota, Metazoa, Chordata, Testudines, Cheloniidae. Gene Ontology annotation, cellular component: cytosol; nucleus. Gene Ontology annotation, biological process: coenzyme A biosynthetic process.